This is a messenger RNA of Notothenia coriiceps (black rockcod), 1730 nucleotides long. RefSeq names its product coagulation factor IXa (gene f9a). The transcript is spliced from 9 exons. Gene Ontology annotation, cellular component: extracellular region. The record is from RefSeq and is a predicted model, not a curated record. Bases 1 to 1539 code for a protein of 512 amino acids. Lineage: Eukaryota; Metazoa; Chordata; Actinopteri; Perciformes; Nototheniidae. Gene Ontology annotation, biological process: blood coagulation; proteolysis. Gene Ontology annotation, molecular function: serine-type endopeptidase activity; calcium ion binding.
AUGAGCAAACACAACGCUCUGGGAUAUGGAGCCCCAGCUCCCGCCUCGGGCCCUGUGUUCCUGUCCGGUCAGGCAGCUGACAACGUUCUGCGGAGACACAAACGCUACAACACUGGUGUGUUUGAGGAGUUCCAGGAAGGCGACCUGGAGAAAGAGUGUAUAGAGGAAGUGUGUGACCUGGAAGAGGCCAGGGAGGUCUUUGAGAACGAUGACAAGACAAUGGAGUUCUGGGCCGGAUAUAUAGAUGGCAAUCAGUGUAAAUCAAGCCCAUGUCUGAACCAAGGGUCGUGCACAGACCACCUGGGCUUCUACACCUGCACGUGUCCGUCUGGCUUGACUGGCAGUAGGUGUGAGAUCGCUAUAUCAAAAAGGUGUGAUGUGAACAACGGAGACUGUAUGCACUUCUGUGAAUCAAUGAGACCCGUUGGAGCAAAAUGCUCGUGUGUGCGAGGAUACAGGCUGCUGCAGGACGGAGUUAACUGUGAAGCAGAAGUGGAGUUUCCAUGUGGCAGAACUGCCCUGACGGAGGUGAGUGCAGUAGUACUCUCUCGCUCUCUGUUCGGCCAUGGGAAUGCCAGCCUGCAGAACACCACAGCUCCGACCAUCAUCUCCACUACUGCAUCCCCUCCGUCAACUCCAGCCAGUACCCCGGCAACUUCUCCCUCUACAAAUAACUCUGUAAAAAUCCACUCCCGAGUGAAAUUGCCCUGGUGGGUUUUCCGUGAUGCUGAGGCCCCUGAAGAGGAGCCACCCAUACCUAUUAAACGCAUUGUAGGAGGCAAAGCGGUUAUCCCAGGCGAGAUCCCAUGGCAGGUAGCCUUGGUAGAGCGUUCUGGUGAUUUAUUCUGUGGGGGCUCCAUCCUCAGCGAUCAAUGGGUUAUCACUGCUGCUCAUUGCCUGAUGGAGGCAGAACGCUCCUUCUUCAUCAGAGUAGGAGAGCAUAACAUCAACAUCAAAGAGGGCACGGAGCAGGAUUAUGACGUGUUGGAGCAGCACGUGCAUCCCAGAUAUAAUAGCACUCUAAGCUUGUAUAACCACGACAUCGCCCUGCUGUACCUCAAAAACCCCAUCAGCUUCUCCACAACAGUCCGACCCAUCUGCAUCGGGCCCAAGGCCUUCACUGAGGCCCUGGUGAAGGGGUCUACCCCGGCCACGGUGAGCGGCUGGGGCCGGAUCCGCUUCCUCGGGUUAACGGCGGACACUUUGCAGAAGGUCCAGGUUCCCUUCACAGGCCGGACGGAGUGUAAGCGCAGCAGCAGCGCCAGGAUCACUCGCUUCAUGUUCUGCGCCGGAUACUACGACGAGGCCAAAGACUCCUGUCAGGGGGACAGUGGAGGGCCCCACACUAACAGUAUGCACGACACAUGGUUCCUCACGGGCAUUGUUAGCUGGGGGGAUGAAUGUGCAAAGCAGGGGAAAUAUGGUGUGUACACCCGGGUGUCCCUUUACUACCGCUGGAUCAACCAUGUGAUGGGGAUAACUAAACACAGGCUGGCCAGUGAUGUGGAAGACCCUGACCCUGAAAUUGAUGAAUUAUAGAUUUCAAGAAUAUGAAUUGUAAACAAAUGUUAAAAUCUCUUUUUGCUUUCUAAUGUUUUGCACACGAUAGUAGUUUGAUAACUAAAGGCAUUAAUACAUAAUUUACAUUGACUGAAGAUCCAUUAAAAUCCACCGUGCCAAUUUCAUACAAAACCAUUAUAAGGAAUACCCAGGUAAAGAAAAUGAUGCUA